CUCUUCUUCAAAUUCCUCCCCAAAAUGUCCUUUCCCAACAGCUCUCCUGCUGCUAAUACUUUUUUAGUAGAUUCCUUGAUCAGUGCCUGCAGGAGUGACAGUUUUUAUUCGAGCAGCGCCAGCAUGUACAUGCCACCACCUAGCGCAGACAUGGGGACCUAUGGAAUGCAAACCUGUGGACUACUCCCGUCUCUGGCCAAAAGAGAAGUGAACCACCAAAAUAUGGGUAUGAAUGUGCAUCCGUAUAUACCUCAAGUAGACAGUUGGACAGACCCGAACAGAUCUUGUCGAAUAGAGCAACCUGUUACACAGCAAGUCCCUACUUGCUCCUUCACCACCAACAUUAAGGAAGAAUCCAAUUGCUGCAUGUAUUCUGAUAAGCGCAACAAACUCAUUUCUGCUGAGGUCCCUUCGUACCAGAGGCUGGUCCCUGAGUCCUGUCCCGUUGAGAACCCUGAGGUUCCUGUCCCUGGAUAUUUUAGACUGAGUCAGACCUACGCCACCGGGAAAACCCAAGAGUACAAUAACAGCCCCGAAGGCAGCUCCACAGUCAUGCUCCAGCUCAACCCUCGCGGCGCGGCCAAGCCGCAGCUCUCGGCCGCCCAGCUGCAGAUGGAAAAGAAGAUGAACGAGCCCGCAAGUGGCCAGGAGCCCGCCAAAGUCUCCCAGGUGGAGAGCCCCGAGGCCAAGGGCGGCCUUCCAGAAGAGAGGAGCUGCCUAGCUGAGGUCUCCGUGUCCAGUCCCGAAGUACAGGAGAAGGAAAGCAAAGAGGAAAUCAAGUCUGAUACUCCAACCAGCAAUUGGCUCACUGCAAAGAGUGGCAGAAAGAAGAGGUGCCCUUACACUAAGCACCAAACGCUGGAAUUAGAAAAAGAGUUCUUGUUCAAUAUGUACCUCACCCGCGAGCGCCGCCUAGAGAUCAGUAAGAGCGUUAACCUCACCGACAGGCAGGUCAAGAUUUGGUUUCAAAACCGCCGAAUGAAACUCAAGAAGAUGAGCCGAGAGAACCGGAUCCGAGAACUGACCGCCAACCUCACCUUCUCUUAGGUCCGAGGCCCGUCAGAGGCCAGGAUCGGAGAGGGGGCACCAACUUCCAGAGCCGAGUGCUGGAGGACUGGGAAGGCGGAAACAAAACCUUCAUUGCUCUUUGUUUUUUGUUUUUGUUUUUUUUUUGUUUCCUGCUAGAAUGUGACUUUGGGGUCAUUCUGUUCGUGCUGCAAGUGAUCUGUAAUCCCUAUGAGUGUAUAUAUAUAUAUAUAUAUAUAUAUAUAUAUAUAUAUAUAUAUAAACUAGCACAUGUAAU
Messenger RNA from Mesoplodon densirostris (Blainville's beaked whale), 1303 nucleotides. It is a transcript of the gene HOXD10, whose product is annotated as homeobox D10. Gene Ontology annotation, biological process: regulation of transcription by RNA polymerase II. The record is from RefSeq and is a predicted model, not a curated record. Gene Ontology annotation, cellular component: nucleus. The transcript is spliced from 2 exons. Gene Ontology annotation, molecular function: DNA-binding transcription factor activity, RNA polymerase II-specific; RNA polymerase II cis-regulatory region sequence-specific DNA binding. Lineage: Eukaryota; Metazoa; Chordata; Mammalia; Artiodactyla; Ziphiidae. Bases 25 to 1047 code for a protein of 340 amino acids.